Molecule: messenger RNA, 2312 nt
Organism: Coregonus clupeaformis (lake whitefish)
Lineage: Eukaryota; Metazoa; Chordata; Actinopteri; Salmoniformes; Salmonidae
Product: short-chain dehydrogenase/reductase family 42E member 1-like
Exons: 3
Coding region: 123-1283 (386 amino acids)
Biological process (GO): steroid biosynthetic process
Molecular function (GO): 3-beta-hydroxy-Delta5-steroid dehydrogenase (NAD+) activity
Source: RefSeq, a predicted model, not a curated record
UUUCACUAGCUCCGCCCAAGAAAAUUGUUUAUAAAAUAGUAACAGCCUGUCACACCGAUUAAUUAAUUUAAGCAUUGAUGCUGGACAAAUGAAAGGGUUGCUACGUUAUAACGCCAAGUGAAAUGGAAAAGGCGCGAAUAUGCACGUUUUUGAUUACCGGUGGCAGUGGAUACUUUGGUUUCCGCCUUGCCUGCUCACUACAUAAAAAGGGAGCUAAAGUCAUCCUGUUUGAUUUGAGGCCACCCAGCCUAGAGGUUCCAGAGGGCAUUGUGUUCCUAAAGGGAGAUAUUCGUGAGUAUGCUCAGGUGGAGAAGGCGGUCACUGGCAUGGACUGUGUUUUCCACAUCGCCUCCUACGGCAUGUCUGGCAGGGAGCAGCUGAACAGGAAGCUGAUUGAAGAAGUGAAUGUCCAGGGCACAGAGCAUGUCCUCAGGGCCUGUGUAGAGGCUGGAGUCUCCAGGCUCGUCUACACCAGCACAUUCAACGUAGUGUUCGGAGGCCAAGUCAUUGAGGGUGGUGACGAAAGCCUCCCCUAUCUACCUCUCCAUCUCCACCCUGACCACUACUCCAGAACCAAGUCGGUAGCUGAGAUGGCCGUGAUGAAAGCCAGUGGUACAGAGCUGAAGGACGGGACAGGUGUGUUGAGGACCUGUGCUCUGCGUCCAGCCGGUAUAUACGGGCCUGGCGAGCAGAGGCACCUGCCCAGGAUCGUUGGGUACAUAGAGAAGGGGAUAUUCAGGUUUGUGUAUGGAGAUCCGAGAAGUUUAGUGGAGUUUGUCCAUGUAGACAACCUGGUGUCUGCACACGAACUGGCUGCAGAGGCUCUGACGUCAGAGCACCAGCACCGCUCUGCUGGACAGGCAUACUUCAUCUCAGACGGAAGACCUGUCAACAACUUUGAGUUCUUCAGACCUCUGGUGGAGGGUUUGGGUUACUCUUUCCCCAAACUACGUCUACCCGUCUCUCUCAUUUACUUUGUUGCGUUCCUCACUGAGAUGAUUCACCAUCUCAUCGGCCCAAUCUAUAACUUCCAGCCUCUGCUCACACGCACAGAGGUGUAUAAGACCGGCGUGACACAUUACUUCAGCAUGACCAAGGCCAAGGCCGAGCUGGGUUAUGAGCCCCAGGAGUAUAACCUGGAGGAGGUUGUGCAGUGGUUCAAGAGUAGAGGUCACGGAAGAAAACCUAGUGGUUCACGUCUCCAGCGACUGAUACUAGAUGGUCUUCUAUUAGUGGCUCUAGUAGCUAUGGCCCUCGCAUACCUCCCAGUGGUUGGCAGUUAAUCAGCAGCCAGUAAUAAAGUGAUAAAUCUCAAUGGCACAUUUAAAUGUUGAAACUUGUGCUAUACUAGUGGUGAUGGAUUGUUUGGUUCUCCUUUUAUUAAUUACACUGUUGGCAGUUUGUAAUAAAACAAAAUCAUAUUAUUUACCUGAAUUAGACCUGUUCAAAUUAAAGACCACAUAACCUUGUCUUAAUAAAUGACCAUGAUUGUGUUUUGUGUAAAUUCCAACAAUAGAUAUACCUAGUUAGAUAUACUAUAGCUAACUUUUGUCUUAUAUUGGCAAUUGUUGGACACAAUGCGUUUUGUUUUUGGCAGGCGUUUAAAGCCAGAAUGGAAUGUUUGUUUUAAUUUGUGCCUGUCCAUGGAAGUACCUGACCAUAGUCCACUAGUUAAAUGCAGUAUUUACAUAAGGAUUCUCUAAACUUGAUAAUGCAUAAGAGACAUCUCUUGGUGCAGAUGUCUAUUGGUACAAACAACAUUUGGUCCCACUUUAAAUGAAGUACAACUUAUAAAGGCUUUAUAAAGCAUACAUAAAGACUUCAUAAGCACUACAUAAAUGCUUCAAAAAUCAUCUAUAAGCAUAUGUCAAAUGGUGUAUAAAGGGUGACAUAACCAUUCCCACUGUAGGGUGAAUUGCCAAAUGUAACAACACACUAUGUAUGUUUAUACACCAUUUAAUGAGUAUGACAUAUGCUUAUAGAUUAUUUGUGACGCAUUUAUGUAGUGCUUAUGGAGCCUUUAUGUAUGCUAUAUAAAACCCUUUAUAAGUUGUACUUCAUUUAAAGUGGGACCCAACAUUGGGCCCUUUUCCCUGAUUUUGUUUUUACAUCUCAAUUGGAGAUGGUAAUAAGAAAGAUGACGGACAAUGUAUUGUAAUGUUUAACGAUAAGAUUUUAUGCUUUUUUAUACUGUAUAACUUUGAAAUGUUUCAUGAGGACCGACACAGAUUUUUAGUCAAUAAGGGAUAUUUUUCUUUAUUUUAGUUGGAUAAUGUUAUCAUAAUGUUCUUGAAUAAAAUGACAUGACUGAA